AUGAGUCUGCUAGAUCCUUUUAUCCAUGUGGCAACAACAGAUAUAUUCAGCAAAUCUGGUUCCUUACCUCAAGAAAUCCAAGAAUUACAAGGACAGCAAGGUUUUGAUAUUUGCCAGUUUGGACGUCCUCUUUGGAUAGCCUACAUAGUAGCAAACAAAAAUGUGAAAGGAACUAUAUUGUUUGCCCAAAGCAAACUGCUUGGUGGAAUGGACCCAUCAGUACUGAUCUCAAAUGACAAUGAUAUGGGGAAAAAUCAUGCAAAGCGGAAGAUUGUCUUGUCACACUUUGGAUGUACUGCUGGUCUUCACCUUUGUCCUAAAAUGGAACUACCUUCCCAGUUGGCUGGCAACCAUAUGGCAACAAUAGUGGCCAUCAAUGAAGAUAGAACAGAGCUACUAGCUUGUUAUCCAUCUGAACCAAUCCUUGCUGAAGCAGCCAUGAAAAUUUUAAGUGUAGACAAUUACCGAAUAAAGGCAAUAGAAAUUUUAAACAGUAUUAUUUGGGAAGGAUGUAUUGUGGAUGCUGGUGACAGAGGUGAGCUUGGGAUGAGAAUUGUAUUGUUGACUGCUUGGAUGCAUACAAAACCAUUAGAUUUUUAUUCUCGACGGAUUAAUGUCUUGGAUUUUCUGCAAGCCCUUUUUCCACAAUCAAACAUUAAUACUUGCACUAUGUGGGAAGAUUAUGAAGUAGGAUUCACUCACUUUAUUCCAAUAACAUAUCAACCAAACAUGGACACUAUUAAAAAAGCUUGGGGGCAGUAUGGAGCAAUAAUCCUAAAACGUUGUCAACAAGGUGGAGAUCUUAUGUUAAUUGUCCAGAAUAAAAAAACAAGCAACUUUGGAUGUAUUGUUGUUCAGAUAAAAAACUGGGCAAGAAGACAAACCAACUUUGAUGAUGAAGUGGGUAGACAACUGGAAGCAACUCAUGUUUUUAGUGAGGAAUUAGGAAAACACAUUGGUAAAGAGCUUUAUUUGGGCAUUUAUGUCCACCUUGCAUCAACAGUACUUUUACAAUCAAUGAUUACACAAGGACCUUUAUUUUGA
Messenger RNA from Entrophospora sp. SA101, 1044 nucleotides. NCBI's taxonomy places the organism in Eukaryota, Fungi, Glomeromycota, Glomeromycetes, Entrophosporales, Entrophosporaceae. The record is from the annotation of a GenBank genome assembly.